AUGGGCAAAACAGAUUCUUCUGGAACAUCAACAGAAGACGAAAGUUCUUCUCCAACAAAAAAUCUAAUGGCACAAGGAGGCGAUGCUUCUCACAUGCCCUUCCAGUUAACUUCUCAUCGAUUAAACGGGAAGAACUAUCUGGAAUGGGCACAAUCCGUAAAGCUUGCAAUCGAUGGCCGUGGAAAGUUGGGACAUCUGACCGGAGAGACGAAAAAGCCAGAAGUCGGAGACCCAAAGUUGAAAACUUGGAGAUCAGAGAACUCACUCAUGAUUGCCUGGCUAAUAAAUUCCAUGGAACCAGUCAUAGGUAAACCUUAUCUUUUUCUACCCACUGCUAAAGAUGUGUGGGAAGCCGUUAGGGAGACAUAUUCUGAUGUAGAAAAUGCCUCUCAAAUUUUUGAGUUAAAAAUUAAACUAUGGCAAGCUAAGCAGGGUGAGAGGGAAGUCACUGCUUAUUAUAAUGAAAUGGUGUCUCUGUGGCAGGAAUUAGACCAGUGUUACAAUGAUGAAUGGGAGUGUCCGGUGGAUAGUGUGAAACCAAAAAGAAGGGAAGAAAAUGAGAGAGUUUACCUUUUUUAAGCAGGACUAAACCGGGAGUUUGACGAGGUUAGGUCACGAAUCCUAGGAAAGAACCCUUUGCCCUCACUUCGUGAAACCUUUUCUGAAGUUAGGAGAGAGGAAACUAGGAGGAAAGUUAUGCUAAAACCUGAUUUUAACCUUGAACUAAAACCUGCCAUAGACUCUUUAGCUCUUGUAUCAGUGAAAAAUGAAGACGACAAAAAGAAAAAGCCAUGGUGCGAUCAUUGUAAAAAACACUGGCACACCCGUGAAACAUGUUGGAAGAUUCAUGGGAAACCACCAAACUGGAAGAAGAAAGGAGUUGAUAAUCGUGGCUCUCAAUAUCAACAUGGUCAGGCUUUCCAAACUUGUUUUGAUCAGGGAUAGAAAUCUGCUCCAGAAACAUCUCCAUUCACAAAGGAACAACUGGAAAUUCUGCACAAACUCCUUCAAUCUCCACAAUUUCGUCCUAGUGCACCAAAUCCUUCUAAUCCUUUUUGUUCUUUUGCUGAAACAGGUAUUGUACCGUCAGCUUUUCUUAUUGCCAAAUCUAACCAAAUAAAUCUUUGGAUCAUAGAUUCAGGAGCUGGUGAUCACAUGACAGGAAGUUCCCAUUUUUUCUCUACUUACACUCCUUGUGCAGGGAAUAAUAAAGUCAAGAUAGCUGAUGGUUCCUUCUUUGCAAUUGCUGGAAGAGGAACUGUUAAGUUCUCACCAUCUCUCGCACUUCAUGAUAUCCUUCAUGUUCCAAAACUUUCUUGCAACCUGGUUUCUGUCAGUAAAUUAACCCGUUCUCUUAAUUGUCGUGCUAUUUUUGACUCUGAUUUGUGUGAAUUUCAGGACAAGGUCUCGGGGAAGACGAUUGGCAGUGCUAGAGAAUCUGGAGGUCUUUAUUUUCUUGAGAAUGGGAACAACUUACUACAACUGAAUCCAAUUUGUUUGAACUCUACUUCUGUUUUGAAUAAAGUCAUGCUUUGGCAUUAUAGGCUUGGACAUCCUAGUUUUUAUUAUUUAAGACAUUUGUUACCUAAAC
This is a messenger RNA of Lycium barbarum (goji berry), 1591 nucleotides long. RefSeq lists its product as uncharacterized. Bases 1 to 579 code for a protein of 192 amino acids. The transcript has a single exon. NCBI's taxonomy places the organism in Eukaryota, Viridiplantae, Streptophyta, Magnoliopsida, Solanales, Solanaceae. The record is from RefSeq and is a predicted model, not a curated record.